UGGUGCUUGGUGUCUGCUAAGCAGCCAUUCUAAAUUGACACCUAAAUCUGUUUCUGGCGCGCGUCCUCAUAUUCCUUUCUAACAUCACCAUCAUACCAAAAUACAUACAAAAAUCUUCAUCUUCUUCUUCUUAUUCUUGCAUGGAUUCUCUCAAUACAAAUUCAUUAUCAUCAUCAUCAUAAUGGUUACAGAUUCCAAAACCAUUCCACAUCGUGGAAUCAUCGUUGGCAAUUACUGCCACGACAUCCUCCUCAACAACAACCUCGUUAUCGCCGAAACUCUCGGCGGCGCCGCCUCUUUCAUCUCCACCGUCCUCGACGCUCUUUCUCUUCCCUUCCAUCUUGUCUCCAAAGUGGGUCCCGAUUUCACCCACGCCGCCCUCACAACAAAUCAUCCCCCUCUCGUUAUCCCCACUUCUCAAACCACCAUCUUCCAUGCCCACUUCGGAUCAAAUCAUCCAGACCGGAUUUUAAACCGGGUCGGAUCAUGCGACCCGAUUACCCCAUCGGAGAUUCCAUCUGGGUCGAGGUUCGAAUUCGGAAUGGCGGUUGGUGUUGGCGGGGAGAUUCUCCCUGAAACGUUGGAAAAAAUGUUGGAAAUUUGUGAUUUUGUUUUUGUUGAUAUUCAAGGUUUGAUUCGAAGAUUUGAAGAUAAAGAUGGGAGAGUGAAUCAUGUGGGGUUAAAGGAAAGUGGGUUCUUUCAUCUUUUACCAAAGAUUUCGUUUUUGAAAGCUUCUGAAGAUGAAGCUUUGUUUAUUGAUUUAGAAGAAGUGAGAAAAUGGUGUUGCGUGGUUGUCACGCAUGGGAAAGAUGGGUGUGAGGUUUUUUGUAAAGAUGGGUGUUUGAAAGUUGAUCCGUUUCAGGUUUGUCAGGUUGAUCCAACUGGUGCUGGUGAUUGUUUUCUCGGUGGUUUUGCUGCUGGGAUUGUGCAGGGUUUGGAUGUUUAUGAUGCUGCUUUGUUAGGGAACUUUUUUGGUUCUUUGGCUGUUGCACAAGUUGGUCCACCUUCUCUUGAUAUGAAUUUGGUUCAGAUGGUUAAGGAAGAGAUGAACAAGAGGAAGGUUAAGGAUACUCCCUGCUCAGAAAAAAUAGAUAAGUUGCCGGUGUUCCGGAAGCCACACGAUCAAGAUCAAUUUUAUGCAUCUCUUGUUGCUGCCAAAGACAAAAUUAUGUAUCACAUUCAAGAAAAUGGGUGGAAGAGCUCUCCCAAACUGGUGGAUCAAAGUAAUGUGAAGGCAAAACCUGUAAUAAAUUCUGUUCAACAGGGACCAAUUUCAAGUGUUGUUGAUAAGUGAAUCCUAAUAUCAUGGGAGCUCAAAAUCUAGCGGCAAUUCUUCAGCUCCCUCUUUAGGAUCACUUCACUUGAAGCCUAAUUGUACACCAAGUCUCACAUGUAGCCUAAUUGUAGUGUUAUAGUAGUAAUGAAUUACUAAUGAAAUGUUUAAAAAAAAAUAAAGAAAUUGAAAUUUCAUUCAUUACAUUCAUCUUUGUGUAUUUUGUCAUCAUCUUGUACCCUCUUUUUUCUUUUAAGAAAUUUAUAAUCCCUCCUAAACAUAAA
Trifolium pratense (red clover) is the source of this 1557-nucleotide messenger RNA. RefSeq names its product inositol 3-kinase. The record is from RefSeq and is a predicted model, not a curated record. The transcript is spliced from 2 exons. Lineage: Eukaryota; Viridiplantae; Streptophyta; Magnoliopsida; Fabales; Fabaceae. Bases 182 to 1294 code for a protein of 370 amino acids. Gene Ontology annotation, biological process: myo-inositol hexakisphosphate biosynthetic process. Gene Ontology annotation, molecular function: kinase activity.